AGCCUAUAUAAGCUGGUGGGGCAUUUUCUUUUUCAUAUUCUUAGCCCUGCCUUCCUUCUGUGCUAGCCAGCAAAGCAACAGCUACCCCUGAACUCAUCAGAGAGCAUCAGAACAUCAGCAUGGAAAAUAGUGUUGAUAUCAAGACAGAAACCAAGGGUGAAGGAAAGCCAAUAAAACAGAAUCCACUAACCCAAGCUGGCAAGAGAGUCUGCAGAGCUGUGGGGUAUAUCACUGGAGACAUGAAGGAAUUUGAAGCCUGGUUAACAGACAAACCUUUCAUGAUCAAGUUUAUUGACUGGGUGCUGCGUGGGAUAUCCCAGGGGGUGUUUGUCAACAACCCCCUCAGUGGGCUGAUUGUAGUUGCUGGUUUCCUGGUGCAGAACCCGUGGUGGACACUCACAGGCUGUUUAGGAACAGUUGUCUCAACUUUAACAGCUCUUAUUCUGGGUCAGGACAGAUCAGCUAUUGAAGCAGGCCUGUAUGGCUAUAACGGGGUCUUGGUGGGAUUGCUCAUGGCCGUCUUCUCUGCUAAGGGGGACUACCACUGGUGGCUUCUGCUGCCGGUAACGCUGGUGUCCAUGACGUGCCCUGUUUUCACCAGCGCUUUAGGCUCAGUCUUCCGUAAGUGGGAUCUGCCUGUUUUCACCUUGCCUUUCAACUUGGCCUUGAUGCUCUAUCUGGCUGCAUCAGGACCCCAUAACCUCUUCUUCCCUACAACUGUCAUUCAGCCUGCAACAGCAACACCAAACAUCACCUGGACGGACGCUGAAAUGCCAAUGCUCCUGCAAUCCAUUCCCGUCGGGGUGGGUCAGGUUUAUGGAUGCAAUAACCCUUGGACUGGGGGAAUUUUCCUAAUUGCUUUAUUUAUCUCUUCUCCGCUCAUUUGUCUGCAUGCAGCAAUUGGAUCAGCAGUGGGGAUGGUGGCAGCACUGAGCUUAGCAACACCUUUUAGCAAAAUCUACUCUGGCUUGUGGGGCUACAACAGCUCCCUCUCAUGCGCGGCGAUCGGAGGCAUGUUCUAUGCUUUCACCUGGCAGACACAUUUGCUGGCAAUUGCCUGUGCAUUCUUCAGUGCCUAUCUGGGAGCAACUGUGACUAACAUGUUGUCUGUGUUUGGGAUGCCAUCAGGAACCUGGUCUUUUUGCUUGUCUGCACUGAUCUUCCUUUUAAUAACCACAAACAACUCUGCCAUCUACAAGCUACCACUCUCCAAAGUCACCUAUCCAGAAGCCAAUCGAGCUUAUUAUCUGAAGAUGAAGCAACAUCAGAGGUCUUUCUGUGAGGUAUAAACACCCAAGAAGAUAAAUACUUUGUGGAUUUUAAGGCAUGAGUGCAAGGUGUUUCCCCCAAAAAACAUGAUUUUUGUGUUACAAAGUCAAGAGACUAAAAAAUUAUAUCACCACCUUUGGAGAUAACUUUUUCCACUACAUUCAUUUGUUCUAUCAUGAUUAGAUAGGACUGUGCUGCUCUGGAAGGACCUUUCCCAAGACCAAUUUAUAAUGAUUUAAAAGCACAUAUACUUGAAAAGACACUUGAAUUUUAAGCAGUGGGGAAACAACUUAGAAAUUGGAAAAAAAAUCUGUUUAUGAAAUCCAAGUCACAGCAGUCAGAUAUCUAGCAAUAAAGUGCAGAGCAUCUCUCAGCAUCUGAUAGAACUCCUAACUAAUGGCUAAAACCAGCUUACAACGGCAAUAGGAUACAUCUUAGAGAGCUUCAUAGUAGCAGACAAGUGGAAUAAAGAGUAGAAAUAAGUAGAAAAUAGGUGAUGAAGAAUCUGACUGGAAGAUCUCUCAAGCCCUGUGGAGAGAGAUCGUCACACACAAGAUGGACACAGAUAAAUUGCAGGCAGCAUUCCUAACACUUGCAAAAUUUGUGGUAAAAAUCACAAUAAUGGCAGGGACAGUAUGUCUAUAAGCCCCAGUUUUUUGAUGUUUUAGUUUGCACUAGGCUCUAACGUUUCAUGAAAGAAUAGUUUCAGGCCUACCCAAUUGUCAAGAAAAGUCUGUAAACCCAAGACCAAGAAAGCAAAUGCCAGUGAAAAGUUAUUUUCUACCAAAAAAAAAGGUAAGAAAUGUCAUCAUUUUAUGUUCAUCUAAUGAUUUUUCUUAAUACUUGAAAUUGGUCAUGGGUUAACAAAGGAAGGGACAGCAGCAAAGUCAUUGCUGUCCUUUUCCUAUUCAAUAAAAUGGCUCAGUUCAGUGGAUGCACCAGUGGAACUAAUCUGAGCUUAUCUUCUUGACCUCCCUUCCUACACCAUCCCCAUCAGCCCACAAAUGUCAAGCAGCAAAAUGGUGCACUCUGCCAGUCUGCUGCCAAAUUUCUGCUCUGCCAUCAGCCUCCAUACUGCAAUGGGAAGAGGAUGGUUGGAGAACUGGUGGACGUAGCAGACCUCUGCAGCAGACAAGCCUCAUGCCAUCUCUGCACGGGCUCCUGAGGUCUGCAGGUAGGGAAGGAGGAAGCUGACCUUGCACCCAACUGUGCUGGUCACCUCGAUGGGUGUUACCUCAGCCACCUUUCUGCCUGGUUCACUGAGAUACUUCUUCUUACAACAAAGCUGACAUCUUCACCACAAAUACUCCAUAUGCUCAUGUCCUUCAGUUGGCAUUAGUGUACGUGUAGUAAUGUUGCUCCUGGGAAAGCACAACAAAACCCAUUCCUCUUGUAGCAGAAGAAAGAAAAAGUAACCAUGAAUAGUGCUACUGCUGAUUUUUGAGGUUGGGGAAAAAAAAUGUCUUUUUAUGAAUACCAAAAAAGAUUCAGGUGAAAAAUAUUUGGGAUGAACUGCUGGCAGUAUUUUCUGGUGAAGUGUUAGGUUUUCAGACAUUUGACAGUAUUCCUGUAUGACUGACACUCCAGAGAUCUCUUGUAAAAACGUGCCAUUUGCUGUGUUUUACUUGAUAAAUACCUAUAUAAUAUUGUAUGGAUUUGAUUUCUAGAAUGAAUAUUCAAGUUUGAGUUUGGUAUAAGUUUUCCUCUAUUUAUAAUCACUAAGCUCUUCCAAAGAUAGGUUACCUCUUUAAAUAAGUAGUCUAGAAGAUGCUGGAAAAUAAAACUACUAAAUUGGUAUAUGGGGGAUAUUUAGGAAACUUUUAACCUCUGCUCUUUGUACUUACGGCAUUUUGCUGCAUCAAUGCCUUCUUAAACGCACAAGUGCAAGGUCUGCCUCUGCACAGGAGGUACGAUCAGCCGAAGGCAUAGUGUUGUGCCUGCAGACCUACAGUCGGGGCUGGAAACCUCCUUGAGGGCAGAUGAGGGCUUGUUCCUAGGGGAGAUGCUGAACAGAUCCCCCAGAUUGAGGUUAGACAAGGUCAUGUUCUGUCCAGAGGAUGCACCUCUCCAUUUGUCAAACUGUGGUAGAAAAGGAUAUCUUUUGGAGACUGAACUGACACCUUCCCACCGAAGACCAUGUGUGCCCCAGAAAGGUAAACCUAAAAAGGCCAGCUUUCUGUCUUAUGUAUCUGCACUUGGGUAAGAGCACACACUUUAUGACCAGUGUAAAUCAGCAGAUUUCCUCCGACUGGUGCUAUUUCAGCUUGCCGUUGCUGAGCAACGGGGAUAUUUUGGCAGUACUGUAAAGAAACCAUAUGCACAGAGAGAAAAACAACAAAAGAUGAAGGUCAUGUCUCAGCCAUUAGAAAGAUGGGAAAUCAUUCAGAAGUAAUUCUUCAUUUUACGAUAUCCAGAUAAUUCAUUCUUCCCAUCACCCCAUGAAAAAUAAUAGUUAUCUGGUAAUUUUACAUGUAUAUUUGUCAGAAUAUGCAUAUCAUACUUUUUCCCAUUAUCGUUCAUAACACAGCCUUUGCUAACAGUACUAAUUUAUUUUAUUACUGAAACUGUUCUUUCUUCUUUUUUUUUCCCCCUUUACAUCAAAUAAAUGCUAUUCAAGUAACAAAUUUUUUUCAAGCACUCUUUGUGGGUUCUUGUUUUUGACACAUGGGUGAUAUCAGACUCACAAGAAACAUUCAUGCUGGGCUGGAGUUUUGGGGCCCUUUCCUGGACUACUUCCCCCUCAGUGCCAGCAGAACACAGCAAAAGAGAUGUCACUGUAUUUAACAUUUCUAAAAUUAAGGAAAAAAACUACCCACAAAUCAAGAACAAAAAAAACAACAAAAAUAAUUUUAAAAAACCAAACCACUUGAAAAAAAAAAUGACAUUUGCUUGGAAAGCAGAUUUCAUCUAAAAGUCUAACUCAGAUGAACUGCCUCACUGGCAUUUCCUAGACCACUCUCAUUGCUUCUGCCUGAUGCGCACAAUUCUCUCCAAGACUCCCAGUUCCAUAUCAAGCUCCACCAUUUGACAGGGGCAUGUCUCCUGCCCACCAGUAUCUUCUGCUGGGGUUCAGCGGCUGACUAGCCCUGGCUGCAGCCGCACACCUCAUAGUGGGGUUUGUUAUUGGAGGGAAAUUGGAGGGAGGGAAAGCAUGAAUGACAACUUAAGACAAGCAAGCGUGGGAUGCUGAGCAAGGACCAGUGGCUUUUUUGUCAGCAGAGUUCCCUCCUGUCCCCACCCAAAGCAGUGGUGCAUCCUCACAGGGCCGAGGGCAUGCUGGCAACACCAGCAGUGGUACCAAGAAGUGGGCUACAGCCCUCAUUUCCCCUCCCCCUCAGAAAACCAGUAUCUGGGCAAGUGCACAGGAGGCCAACAUUUAGCCGUGCAGCGAAGACGCUACACCCUUGGUGAUGCUGAACUGGGAGGAGGAAACAUUCAACCCGGGUCACCUGAAGACCAGACC
Phalacrocorax carbo (great cormorant) is the source of this 4732-nucleotide messenger RNA. The record is from RefSeq and is a predicted model, not a curated record. Lineage: Eukaryota; Metazoa; Chordata; Aves; Suliformes; Phalacrocoracidae.